Symbiodinium pilosum is the source of this 2106-nucleotide messenger RNA. The record is from the annotation of a GenBank genome assembly. Lineage: Eukaryota; Dinophyceae; Suessiales; Symbiodiniaceae.
AUGGAUUUCCGAACCAUUUCGGAAACAAAAAUCGCAUCCAGAAUUCUGCACCGCUGUGUGAAAGUUGUGAACAAUAUUCGCUCAGAGAAUGGUGGGAAAUCUUUAUGUGUCUUCAAGAUUGGCAUCACUUCCGAUGCAUGGCAGCGCCGUGAGAGCUACCUCAAGCAAAACUUCAAGAGCUUCGUGAUCCUCCACAAGGUCUGCCAAGCAGAGCUUCUAGGGAUGUGUGAAAUGUUAGAGGCUGCCCUCAUUGCAGAGUUCCACGAUAAUGUUCGGUGUUGCCGCAACAAACAAGGUGGCGGUGAGAGCAUGAGAAAGAAAGACUUCAGUCCCCGCUUCAAGCCUCCCUACUAUGUAUAUUGCGUCGCCGCCAAGGACAUCGUCUUGGAUGCCCUGGCAGCAGCCAGACGAGAUCCUUGCGAGGUGCUACAAAAAAUUGCUAGGGUGAAGCUAUCAAGCGCUGACGUGCCACUCUACAAGAUAUUUCGGGAGAAUGGCCUGACAAUGGGAAUUGACAUCAGCUUUGCUAAAGCUGGUAAGAUGGAGCGCUACCCGUACUUGAAACCUAGGCAUCUCCUGGAGGUUUUGAGUGAAAGGUAUUUCCACAAGGUGCUGGGUGUUCCAGUGCACUUAGCUGAACAGUCUCUUGAAAUUUUUUGGCGCAAGUACCGGACGUUGCACCCUGAACACGAAAUCUUCCAGCAAUACUUCCCGCUUCCCCAACUCAUACCAUAUUAUUUGCAUGGUGAUGGAGGUCGUGGGUACAAGAAGGAGGCAGUUGAAAUCCUGUCAAUGUUGCCAGCUCUUGGCGCUGGCACCAACCAAAGCCCUGUGAAGCUGGAUAGAAAAAGGAACCACAGCGAUGCCGACCAACAAGGCAUCAACCUUUCGGGGAGCAGUGGAGCUACGCGUUUCCUUUUCACAGUGCUCAGUUCCCUUGUCUUUAAGAAGGACCUUGGACUUUUCGAUGACCUACUUGAACUAUGGGGCCAGCAACUGCAAGCUCUGCUUUCUGAUGGGUUUUGGGCGCAAGGAUCCCUGUGGAGAAUUGUAAUUCUGGGGUUUACAGGGGAUUCACCGUUCGUCAAAAAGGUGAGCAAGAUGAAUCGCUCCUUCAACAAUGUGCGGAAGACACAUGCCUCGAAGAAUCCCCAAAAAGGCUGUUGCUGGCUGUGCCAUGCUGGGUAUGAGUGGGAAGAUGUGAGCUACCCGUUUGAGCACCUUGGGUUGGUGACACCUUUAUGGAUCCAGACCUCUGGGCUCAACAACCCCCUCCCCUGGUCCGAUGAUGGCGGGCGACUCUUGAGAUACAUGUUGCUUGACCCUGCUGAAAGUGCAGCUGCUUUCUUUCGCGCUGACUUUUUCCAUGUAUACCAUGCUGGUGUAGGCAAGGAUUUUGCUGCUAGCGCCCUCAUAUACGCAAUGAAACAGUGCUUUGGCCUUGGAAGCAUCCGGAAAGAUCUGGCUGCUUUGAAUGAUGAACUCAGGAAUUUCUUGCGCAGAAACAAAUUGCACCUUCACUGUGGCUACUUGACCGAGGACUUGCUAGGCUACAGUGGCACCAGGGACUUCCCCGAAGGCCAUUGGAGCAAGAACAUGGACACGGCCAUUCUCAUGAAGUUUGUGGUUGACUUGUUGCAAAACCCGGAUUUCCAUACUAAAGUGGCGUGUGACGAGAUUUUGGUGGAAAUCCUCCAGACGGGCAUUGCCAUGGGCAAUGCCGUGCGAAUUUUCUUCAAAGGUGACUACUUUAUGCCGAGUGAAGAUUGCCAGGCUGUGAUUAGGAACGGCCACGCAUUUUUGUGCGGGUACGCAGCCCUCGUGAGUAUGUGCCAUGCUGCGAGCCUCUGCCUUUUCAAGCUUCGCCCGAAAAUUCAUUACCUGAAUCACAUCUUCCUACGUGUAUUGCAGGAAUGGGAAACUGCUGGCAUUGCAGUGAAUCCCUGCGCGGAAGCAACCUUCAUGUCGGAGGAUUUCGUGGGCAAGACGGCUCGGAUAAGCCGCCGUGUGGAUUGCAAAGCUAUUGCUCUCAAAACGCUCCAGCGGUACAUUAUGUGGAUGCAAACAGCAUUGGACAAGGACUUGCUUUUACACCUGCUCGGCUGA